This is a messenger RNA of Paramecium tetraurelia, 327 nucleotides long. RefSeq lists its product as uncharacterized. The transcript is spliced from 2 exons. The record is from RefSeq and is a predicted model, not a curated record. Lineage: Eukaryota; Ciliophora; Oligohymenophorea; Peniculida; Parameciidae.
AUGGACAGAAUGAUUACUCUUUUUAUAAUUUCCAAUUAUUUAGAAAAUUACAGUAAGCAUCUAACAUUGCUGAGGAAAUUAUCAGUAAUUUUAAGAUACUUGACUCAGGCAUUUAAAUCUGAUGAAUUGACAAGAGCUUGGUAAAUAUUUUUUUGUUCUUUAAUUGAAAAGGAUAAACAAUUAACAAGUAUUGCCAAAUAUAAUAACUUUCUUUUUCUCUACUUUCUACUUGCUACUAAAAUUUACAAUGCAGUUUAUUAAAAAAGUUAGCUAAAGGAAAUGAUUUCCUCAUUUAAAUGUAACCUAUGUACAUAGCUUCAGGAAUGA